AAGAGGGUAAAUCGGAAGAAACAGUCAAACAUUCCAGUUUCCAGACAAGUUUAGAUGACGGCUUUUCGAACGGGACUGAAGGUCAUUCCGGUCAUUCCAGUCAUUCCAUUCCUGUUAGGGAAGAAUUUUCGACGUCUGAGAAAUACCCGCAGGAGGACCCGGGUGGGUUUGGGCACGGGGUCCACGGAGGAGUUAAUGAUAGCCCUCAUCAAGAUAAUAGCACGAGCAUCCAUGAACCCGAUCGCCCCUCGGGGAAUAUUUCCAGCAGUUCGCUCGAUGAGCUCUUAACGACCCUCCCACCUGACUCUAUGACUCUGCAAUUAACACCCGACGCGGUUCCUCUCCUCGAAGAUCAAAGAGACCGACACAUUUCAUCGUCUGCCACUUGGCAGCACAAUAACACUGUUGAUCAAAUACCCCUCGACACCCAAUUGUCCGAGCUUCAGACACACACCCGCCACGCGAUCAUUCCCGAGGGGGAGAAUUCUACAGCGGCGCCUCGCUAGAAAAACCCUCGGGAUUACCCGCAGAGGAGGGUCAAAUCCCUGUGAUUCCCACCUCCCUCGGGGGACAUGAGGGCCGGAAUGGUGAAGGAGCGAGAGAAGAAGAUAGGGACUACAAAAUAGCCUCCAUUCCCACCGAGAAUGCUGAUGGGAGCAGUGACAGGGAAAAGGGAGCAGCUGCCAGCGACAAUACUCCGAAGGCGGCCCCGUCUUCCUUCGAUUAUCCCGAGAUGCAUAUAGAGCACCGACCGCAAAGCGACGGCACUUAUGAGGGGUCACCGCUGUUUUCCGUCGCAUCAUCUCAUUCUCACAACGACGGAGAAGGAGAAGAAGAAGAAGAAGAAACAAAAGGUCACGACAAAAAUGUCGGAAUGGAAUCCCACGACAGACCCGUAUUCGACGCAAUUAUCCUGAGACCUUCUACCGACGGCAAUGGCCCCUCCGACUUCCGGACUGAUUUCGACCAUUCCCGCGUCGGGAGCGAAUAUCCGCCGAACACGAAACUUGCCUUAGUCGCCGACGAACAAUCGGACGACAGCAGCGCCGCCGUCCAUUUGAUAGGUGUCAACGACCUCACGCCCAAACACCCGAGAGAGAAGUCAGUCGUGGGUGACUCACUCUUCCCCAGCAAUCACACGAGGGAGGGUGAUGAUGAUGACGAUGAUGUUGAUGUUGACAGGGCAACAGUCACGCCCCCGAUGGUCCCUCCCCCUCCCUCGGGAGGGGAAACGGAAGACGGAAACACGGAGUCACCUCCGCCGUCAUGGAAGCAGUCGGAACACGUCUCUUUCGUUGCGGCGCCCGACGAAGGGAGGAGAGAUUCGGGCGGACGCGAAGGCGGAAACGACGGCGGCGGCGGAUUUCGAGAUGAUCCGUUGACGGAUGAUCUCAGCGGUUCGGAAUCGCUGUCCGGAGAUCACAGCUUCCACCAAUCGUCGCCCGAGGAACGAAGAGUAAUCGACUCGGAAAUGGAUGAUGGUCGGAGGGAAUUCGACGAAGAGGACCAUCCUUACGAGUACGAGGGCGAGAGAAGAGCCAGCUACUCCUCUUACGAACUGAUGGCGGACUACGACGAAUACGAGGGGAGUUACGAAAAAGAGGAACGAAUGAGAGAAGUGGGAGGAGAAGACGAGGAAGAAGUGGAAGAAGAAGCAGCAGCAGCCUACGGACAUCCGACAGAAAAUAUCAGCGAGGCUGACAGACAGACGGUAGAUAGCUCAACCUCCACAGUAACAACGAGAGAGGAAAACAAAUGCGGUUCGUCGGGAUCUCAUUCCUCCUCCUUCACCGACAGCAACAGCAGCAGCAGCAGCAACGGCUCCAACAGCAGCAGCACCAGCAUCCCGAGUGGUGGUUCCGAUGGCAAUAUUAUGCUCGGGCGUGAACCGUGGCAAUCCCAGGAUCCUACAUGCAAAUGCUCCUGCCAGUGCGAUGGAGGAGGCGCCAAUCCCCCGGUAAUGCCCGGCCGUGUCGCAGCAAAUCUCAAUGCGAGGGAUCCAGGUGGCGACCGACUCCAAUACCAUCACGACGACUACGAGGACGAAGAGGACGACGACGACCACGACGACUUUUCCAGCAUCACGACCACCCCACCUUCUGUGUCCUCCACCAGCCACCCCCAACCAGCAUCCGUACAUCGCCAUCGUCAUCAUCACGGGGAGGAGGUGGGGGGGUCGUUCCCCUCACGCUUCCCAUCCACCACGCCCCACCCUCCCCCUCCUACCUCGACGUCGGAGCCGACCUCCUCCACGACGGAAUAUAUCGAAACGAUUUGGAUCCCAGCGAGGAAUCCUUACGAAACCCUUUAUCCCGAAGAAGAUGAUGAUGCCGCUGCUUCUGCUGCAUCGGCACGCCCUCCUUCAGGCCCUGAAGAAGAAGAAGAAGAAGAAGAAGAUGAGGAAGAGGACUUCGACGGAUGGAGGGCGUCUCACUACUACCCAGGAGAAGACAUCUCUACCUCAUCGACUUCGUCAGGAAGCAUCUCGGUGAGACGGCCUCAUCAAGUAACUCCUCCAGAUGGCUCGUCCUUCUCGGCCCUUCAGAUUGGAGAAGAGGCCAGCUUUAAACUGGCGCCUUACGGCUACUGGAACCUCCAUCUCACCCUCAAAGACGCCACAGACAUCCGAAUCGUCCUCACCAUCCCCAGAGGGACGUCAUUAGGACUCUACGCUCGGAGGAGCGCCCUUCCGACCCACACGCAACACGACAUCAUGAGGAUUUUGAGAGGAACCAGGCCGAGGGACGUCCGUGCAUCGCCCAACGUCGUAGAGAUCGCCGUAGAGGAAGUCCUGGAAGCCGGCGAGUGGUUCCUGUCGCUGUAUAACGACGACGGAGACCCCCACCAGGUGGCACUGGUCAUCAGCCGCGGCCCAGGAGUGGGCGAGUGCCCGCAGAGGUGCAACGACAGGGGCGACUGCAUCCUUGGGCGGUGCCAGUGUCGCGCAGGAUACAGCGGGGUGGACUGUUCACAGAUGCUGUGCCCGAUCCUGUGCUCUGGGCACGGGGAGUACGUCUCCGGGCAGUGCAAGUGCCACCCGAGCUUCAAGGGCAAGGAGUGCCAGCUGCGACACCACGAGUGCGAGGUCGCCGACUGCAACGGCCACGGACGAUGCAUCGAGGGAAGGUGCGAGUGCGCCAAGGGCUUCAAGGGCGAGUUUUGCGACGAAGUGGACUGCCCACACCCGACCUGCUCCGACCACGGCUGGUGCGCCGCCUCGGGCACCUGCGUCUGCCAGAAGGGUUGGCAGGGCCCCGACUGCGCCAUCAUGGACAGCGAUGCCCUCCAGUGCCUGCCCGAUUGUAACGGGCACGGCGCUUUCAACAUGGAGACUCAUGAGUGCGUCUGCGACCACCCUUGGACUGGCUCCGACUGCUCCAAGAAGGCCUGUUCCCUGGAUUGCGGUCCCCACGGUUCCUGCGAAAACGAUGCCUGCACCUGCGAAAGCGGUUGGACAGGUCCUACCUGUGCGGAGCUUCUCUGCGACCCCAGAUGUAGCGAGCACGGCCAGUGUAAGAACGGCACAUGCGUUUGCAUGACCGGCUGGAACGGGCGCCAUUGCACCCUCUCCGGAUGCCCGGGCAACUGCCAGAAUAGGGGCACGUGCGAGGCGGACAGCGAACAGAUUUGGAGGUGCCGCUGCCAAAAAGGCUGGGAUGGCCCGGACUGCUCAGUCAUGCUGGAGACACUCUGCAACGACCAUCUUGAUAACGAUCGUGAUGGCCUGAAGGACUGCGAAGACCCGGAGUGCUGCACGCAGGCCGCCUGCAUCGACUCCCAGCUGUGCGUGUCGAGAGCGACGCCCUUCGACAUCCUGCUGAGGAAGACGCCGGCGGGGCCGACAGCCUCCUUCUUCGAGAAGAUCGGCUUCCUGAUCGAGGAAGACUCGCUGCAGCUCUUCACCAAGAGCGACAACUUCAACAGGAGUGUUUUUCGGAACAACUUCCACCCGAGACGGGCAGCUGUCGUGCGUGGUCGCGUGGUGACGAAGGCGGGCAGGGGCAUCGUCGGCCUGAGGGUGUCCACCAACCACAAGCUCGAGGGCUUCACGCUCACCCGGACGGAUGGAUGGUUCGACAUCAUGGUCAACGGAGGCGGGGCCGUCACGCUGUCCUUCGGGAAGAUGCCCUUCAGUCCAAGGCUGAUCCGAGUGCUGGUUCCCUGGAACGAAGUAGUCGUCCUGGACGACAUAAUCAUGACGGUGAGCGGCCUGUCUGGAACAGACCACGCAGACACUUACCACGACCACCCGCAACGACUCCUGAGCACCCAGUGUAUUGACCACGACUACGACCUCCUACGACCCGUCGUCAUGGCCACUUGGCAGAACAGCUUCCAGGGGAAGUGUCCGGACACGGACGCUAUCUUGGCGGAAGCCCAGGUCGUCCAGGAGUCGGUGCUGAUUCCAGGCACUGGAUUGUAUCUGGUUUAUCAUUCGUCCAGAUCCAACGGCUACGAGUCGACACUGAGGCUGCAACUCACUCCCGACCGGAUUCCUUCGACUCUCCGACGAGUUCACCUUCGGAUAGUCAUCGAGGGGAUCCUCUUCACUCGAACCUUCGAGGCCGACCCGGCUAUCAAGUACACCUACGCAUGGAACCGACGGGACGUCUACCGCCAAAGCGUCUAUGGCGUCUCAGUAGCGAGGGUCUCCGUUGGGUAUGAACACAGCACCUGCAGCCGUAUUAUCUGGGAGCACCAGACGGCCAGGAUUGCCGGGUACGACAUCGGCAUAUCUGGAGUGGGCGGUUUCAAUAUCCAUGUGCAUCACGCUUAUAACGUACAUCAGGGCAUACUCCAGAAAGGAGACGGGCAAAACAUCUAUCUAUCGGCCCAGAGACACCUGGUGACCACCCUCCUGGGGACGGGGGAGCAGAGGGAGGUAGACUGCGGCGCCCUUUGUGAGGGGAAGGCCAGCGAGUCGCCCUUAUUGGCGCCCACCUGUUUGGCAGCGGCGCCUGACGGCUCCCUGUACGUGGGCGACUUCAACCUCAUUAGGCGCGUCAAGCCAGAUGGUACUGUCUCCACGGUUGCUAGGCUCAACGAGACUCGCGUAUCAUACCGGUACCAUGUGGCCGUGUCUCCCCUCGACGGAAGCGUGUAUGUCAGCGACCCGGAGGCGCAUCAGGUCCUUCGGCUGGAGAGCACAGACAACGUUCUGAACCCUUUGCACAACACCAUCGCCGUCGUCGGCUCCGGGCAGAGGUGCCUUCCUGGGGACCCUCAUAAAUGCGGCGACGGAGAUCACGCCAUACACGCCAGGUUGACUUAUCCGAAAGGUCUGGCGAUCUCAUCCGCGGGUGACAUCUACAUCGCGGAUGGCACCAACAUCCGAGUGGUCAGUCCCGCCGGAAUCAUCCACACGGUCAUCGGAGGGCACGACCACCGAUCCCACUGGGCGCCGGUGCCCUGCAACGGCACCAUCAACAUGGACCAGCUCCACCUACGGUGGCCGACGGAGUUGGCAAUUUCGCCCCUCGACGGUUCGCUCCACAUUCUGGAUGACCACCUCGUCCUCAGGGUCACUCCUGAUAGCCGCGUCCAGGUGCUGACUGGCCGAUCGCUCAACUGUCCAACUCCUCCAAACGACCCGCCAGAUGUCUCCCGCACCGCGCUUUUGCUCAAUCCUCAGUCGAUAGCAUUUUCUCCUCACGGCGAGUUAUACGUGGCAGAGAGUGACAACCAGAGAAUCAACCGCGUACGAGUCAUAACAAGCGACGGUCGCAUCACCACCUUCGCAGGAGCCGAUUCCAGGUGCAACUGCAGGGAACCAGCCUGCUUCUGCCAACCGCUGGACAACGUCUCCGCCACGUCCGCCAUUUUCUCCUCCAUCUCAUCCAUUGCCGUGACCCCCGAUGGCGUGUUACAUAUCAGCGACCAGGCGGGCUACAGAGUCAGGUCUGUGCAGUCUCUGUUGCCAGAACUCAAUGACGAGCGGAAGGAAUACGAAAUCUUCUCUCCAGACACGCACGAAGUGUACGUCUUCAACCGCUUCGGACAGCACGUGACCACCAAGAACCUCGUCACGGGACAGACCAUCUACACAUUCCAGUACACAGACAGUUCCAGCACAGGGAAGCUGCUGGCUGUCACCGACGCAGCCAGUAAUACGAUUCAGCUCAUCAGGAACCACUCUGGUGCUGUCAAGGCUAUUGACAACCCACAGAAACAGCGCAUCAUGGUCAGCUUGAACAUGAACAAGUUACUGAAGGAAUUGGUGACCCCAGAUGGAUAUAACAUCACCUUCCGUUAUCACGGAAACAGGGGACUCAUGCGGUCCAAGAUUGAAGCUCUGGGCAGAACUUACAGUUACGAGUAUGACGAUCAAGGGCGCUUGGUACAGGCUGUCCUUCCAACAGGGCAGAUCAUCCAGUUGAGCUUCGACUUGAGUGUACGAGGAGCCAAGAUCACUGUGACUCGGGAUGGCAAGGAUCUUGUCACAACCAGAGUUAGAGGAAAUGUCUUGAGUCAUGAUUCAGGAGCUAUUGAAGCCGUAUCCGAUCUCGAUGGUGACGGUCAGUUGCGCAUCAUAACUGCUUGGAACCACGAAAUUUCCUUGGAGAAGACUGCCUACCGUGUACUUGAAUCCAAUAAUCCCACAGCAGCCGAGAUGUUCCCAAUUCUGUCUCGCCAACAGACACACAUCAGUGACAACCUUGUUAACCGCUAUGAAUGGAGUUAUUCCCCAGCAUCUACAUACAAUGGAGGAGCUAAUCUGAAGGUGUCAGGAACACUGCGAGUGAAUGGAGCAGAGUUACUUACCCUGACCUAUGAUCGUGCAUCCUCAUCAGAAGUUCUGCUGUCUGUUUCGGGUCAGGUCAUGGUGAACAUUACUUAUGAUCACUUUGGAAGACCUGUCCAGUGGGUCCCGGUGCCACCCUUGGUGCCAAGCAAUGUCACCUACGAUCACUGGGGCCACAUUACCAGCUGGGUUCGUGGCGACCAUUCAGAAGAGUAUAAGUAUGACAUUUACUUGCGCAUGGAGUCUGUCACUUAUGCUGAUGGCACAACAGUCAACUAUGAUUACAGAGAAAAACUGACUAAGCCUGAGAAAGUGACUCAUCCAAGCGGACGUGCAUAUGGCCUGGUAUACGACGAUGCUGGUUCAUUACGACAAGUUGUGACGCCUCGCGGAUCGGCCUACACACUCCACCUCACAACUUCCUUGGGAUUCUAUAGGCUCAUCUUGGCUCUUCCUGUGGAUAGUAUUGCAAUACAGAUGCGUCUUGAUGAGCGAGGAAGGCUGCUCUCAGUCUCUCUCCCUGGUCGUGGAGGAACACUGCUGUACGAGUACAAUGACAACGGCGAGAUAAGUGCAGAGCUCUAUGGCCACGGGUACACGGAAUACACAUACUACGAGGAAACAGGGCUGAUGCGUACAGCCAGAACCAAACACAUCCACGACGACGUCAGGACAGAUUAUCGAUACCACGGUGGUCUCAUGAAGGAAAUGCGCAUCCGAUAUGGUUCCAAGAGUAACCUCCACGGUGUGAAGCUCAAAUUCCAGUACGACGGCUCUGCCAGACUUCGAAAGAUGGAAGGAGACAUCAACAACGCCGCUUUGAAGGAAGUUUACGUCCGUUUCGAUAACCAGACAGGCGUCCUCGAACUCAUUUCUGACCUGCGCAUCAUCAGAAAUAACAUCCUCGAGACGAUGUUGCAGAAUCCAAAGAAGAAGUUCGUCAACACACGUAAACAAGACGAUUACGGGCGCUUAGCUCACGUGGAUAUGACCCUCGAGGGCAGAGUUGUAUACACGAUGCAACUGAAGUACGACAAUCGUAAUCGCAUAUCUGAACGGCUGAUCGAAGUAGCAGGUCGCCGAGAAGGUCUCAACAUCACUUACAUGGCAGACGGUCAGAUCCAAGAAGCCAAAGGAACGCACACUUGGCAUUACAGAUACGAUGAAAAUGGUAACAUUGUCAACCAUGCCAACAGAGAAUCUGUGCAAUCUCUAGAAUAUGACGAGUGUGAUCGAGUCGUCAGCGUUGAUUCAACGCUGGUAGAAUAUGACUCCAGGGGUUUUGUCAUUCGCAUUGACAAUGAGAACUUCAAAUACAACACAAAAGGACAGCUCGUUUCUGCCUGGGAUACUGGAGAGAGCUGGUCUUUCACUCUAGGGUACGAUCACUUUGGCAGAGUAGCGGUAUACCGUGACCACCUGAACAACGCCACACAAAUCAUAUACGGACGUCCUGACUUGCCAGAUUUAAUCACACAUUUGCACAACCCUCAUUCUGGAAUGACCAUGAGCUUGCUCUAUGACGACAUGAACCAUCUCAUUGCCAUUGACAAGGACGAUGGCCGAUUCUUCGUUGCAACAGACCAGAAUGGAACUCCCAUUGCCAUCUUUGAUGAUCUGGGCUCUCUGAUUAGGAGUCAAGUAUGGUCUCCUUUCGGCCGUCUCAUCGAUUAUGCUGGUACCGAAAUGUGGGUUGGAGUGGGACCUUGGGGUGGAUUCUUGGAACCACUGACUGGCAUUGUUAUACUGGAAGGCCAUGCGUAUCACCCUAAGCUUUUGCAGUGGAUGACACCACGGUGGGACCACUUGACGAAAACCACGAGACAAGUUACAGAUGUCUUUGUUUACAGAUUCAUGAAUAAUAAUCCCUUCAAUCUUCCAUCAGGUUUGAUGAAGCAUUAUUAUACAGAUGUCUCAGACUGGCUUGAAUUAUAUGGAAUCGAACUGAACCGCGUGCUUGGUUCAGAAUACCAUGAAAACACGAUGGUCAAAGCAAAGCCUGUCAUCUCUGUGGAGAACUUGGGGGCCUCUGAAGUCAUCAGUGGCCUCUGCUGUCAGUACAAUGCUGGAAUUAAGCACCUCCAUGAACUGAGCUUCUUCUCACAGUCUCACAUCCAGAGGCCGACCGCAACCUGGAAUGGAGUUCCAAUAUCCCGCCAGGCGUCUAUAUUUGGGCCUGGGGUCUUGGUCUCCAACGUGAAGGGUCGGGUUCUCGUGACUGCCAUCGGAGAAGAAGACUCCGUCGUCAUUGGCGACGUCAUUCGAACUGUCCUUAACAAUUCCAUAAUUCUAGAUGUUAGCGCUACCCAUGGAGGCCUUGACACAUUCUAUUUUAUUAAAGAUACCCAGGAACGCGCACAAGAAGACCUGCAGCAGCUGCGACGCCUCUCGGGCAUAUUCCAGGUGUCUAACAAUGAGACCGAGCGCGGCCACGAGAUCCGCAUGUCGACCCACACAGCUCACCUGGUGAUCAUGUACGGCGAGCGAGUGUCGCGAGCCCGGAAGCAGGUCCUGAAGGAGCUCGAGGAAAGGGCAGUCGCCCAGGCUUGGGAGAGAGAGGCAGCCCUGAUCCUCAGCAACCGACCCGGGACCCACACCUGGUCCUCCACCGAGAGCGACCAGCUGAUUCGGGAAGGGCGCGUCCCCGGCUACGUGGCUACUCACAUACACUCGACUUCCCGGUAUCCAGUGCUGGCCUCCGAUGCCUCUAAUAUUGUCUUCAAGCACGAGACGGCCCGCAAGCGGCGCGGAAGUCGCAGAAAGUCCAGAAAGAAGAGCUGGCGCCAGCGAAAGAAAGGCUCCCGCUUGAAAAGUAAUACGUGAGAAGUGAUGUGACUUUUUGCUGAACUUCCAGGCAUAUGCUAAGUGAAUCUGCCUUUAUCGACAGAUUGUGAUAUAAUUGUAAAUAUUUAUGUAAAACUUAACAGAGUUUCAAUAUAUACGCAUACUGUGUGCGUUUUUGUUCUUUCUAUACGAGGUGAAUUAAGAAAAAUAACUUUCAUGAAUUAUUAUCAUAUUAUAUUCAGUGUUCUUAUGAACCCCCCGAAUGAAACGCAUAUAUCAAUUAUGAAGAUUUUUGGUGUUCCUUUCAUGUGGUUUUUACUUACGAAUGUACCAUGCGGUAAUCUUACGCUGUACAAUAUGUCACGUAUUAUGUAAACUAAAAUUAAUGAGUUUUUAAUAAACAUUUCGGUGUAUAUUUCUUAA
This is a messenger RNA of Macrobrachium nipponense, 9949 nucleotides long. RefSeq names its product teneurin-m-like. The record is from RefSeq and is a predicted model, not a curated record. The transcript has 24 exons. Gene Ontology annotation, biological process: motor neuron axon guidance. NCBI's taxonomy places the organism in Eukaryota, Metazoa, Arthropoda, Malacostraca, Decapoda, Palaemonidae. The coding region runs from base 734 to 9565 and encodes 2943 amino acids.